Zeugodacus cucurbitae (melon fly) is the source of this 1924-nucleotide messenger RNA. Its product is annotated as N-acetylgalactosaminyltransferase 6. Gene Ontology annotation, cellular component: Golgi apparatus. Bases 105 to 1898 code for a protein of 597 amino acids. The transcript has 3 exons. NCBI's taxonomy places the organism in Eukaryota, Metazoa, Arthropoda, Insecta, Diptera, Tephritidae. The record is from RefSeq and is a predicted model, not a curated record.
UUAUUUCGUUUAGUUGCGGCACAAUUGUAGCAUUGUAAAGCCGAUUUUGAUCAUAAAAGAUAAAUACACAAAAAUAAUUGCUCUCUUUUCGAAAAAAAAACAAAAUGCGCUAUUCAAUUAAUUUAAAUAUCAUAAGAUUGUUGUUCUUUUUAAUGACCAGCUUCGUAAUAUUUCUGCUCUUAAGUCAAUGGUUCUAUAUAAGACAAGCGCUGAAGGAAAAAGAAACUGAAAUAAUACAAAACACACCGUUUUGGCAGCGAAAAUCUAACGCCGAACUGAAGGAUUGGCAUGAUAUUUCGGCCAUGACGAGAGAUGCGGAACGGAGUGGAUUGGGCGAACAUGGUAAAGCGGCAUAUUUCACGAAUCUCUCCAAGCAAAAAUUGCAGCGUGAAUUAUUUAAAGAGCAUGGCUUCAAUGCUUUGAUCUCCGAUAAGAUUUCCGUUAAUCGGUCUUUGCCGGAUAUACGCGAUCAGGGCUGCCAAAACCUUCAGUAUUUCGCAGAUUUGCCCACCGCCAGCAUAAUAAUACCAUUCUACAAUGAACACCUCAGCACUUUGCUGCGUUCUCUACACAGUAUCGUAAAUCGCACACCGCCCGAAUUGAUUAAGGAAAUAAUACUCGUGGACGAUUUCAGUGACAUGUCCAAUUUGAAAAAACCACUGGAUGAGUAUGUAAAAUUACAUUUGCCAAAAGUCGAAAUUAUACGUUUCCGUAAACGGCAAGGCCUCAUUGCGGCGCGUAUAGCUGGUGCCGUUAAGGCUGCAGGUGAUGUGCUGGUUUUUAUGGACUCACAUGUGGAGGCCAAUUACAAUUGGUUGCCACCACUGCUGCAUGAAAUAGUGUUGAAUAAGCGCACCGCCGUGUGUCCCAUGAUUGAUGUGAUCGAUGACGGUACUUUCGAGUAUACGGCACAAGAUGAGGGUGCACGUGGCGCGUUCGAUUGGAUACUCGACUAUAAACGACUGCCGUUGCUCGAAAGUGAUCGGAAGAAUCGCACAAAACCCUUCGAGAAUCCCAUUAUGGCGGGUGGUUUAUUUGCGAUAUCAAGAGAAUGGUUUUGGGAGUUGGAUGGCUAUGAUGAUGGCUUAGACAUUUGGGGUGGUGAGCAGUAUGAGUUGAGUUUUAAGAUUUGGAUGUGCGGCGGACGGCUAUUGGACGUGCCAUGUUCGCGUGUCGGUCACAUUUUUCGAAAUGACGAUUGGACUGGUGUGACGAGCGAUCGCGAAGAUGAUUAUUUACAUAAGAAUUAUAAACGCGUUGCCGAGGUGUGGAUGGAUGAUUACAAGUAUUAUCUGUAUAAGCAUACGCACGGUUUAUAUGAAACAAUUAAUGAGGGUGAUUUAACCAAGCAAUUGGCGUUGCGUGAGAAAUUACAUUGCAAGUCAUUCAAGUGGUUUAUCGAAAAUGUCGCCUUUGACUUGGUGAAAUCUUAUCCACCAAGAGGCAUCACCGAUUUCGCCUUUGGUCAGGUGCGUAGUUUGGGCGCGCCUAAACUUUGUCUCGACAGUAUGGGUCCACCCGAUUACAGAGCCAUCGGUGUGGAUGCGUGCGAAACCAUGAGACUAUUCCCCAGUCGGCGACAGGAUUGGUCGCUAAGUGAAAGCCAUGACUUGCGUAUGCGUGGCGAAGAAUAUUGCUUGCAAACCGCCGAGCGAAAACCAAAUUCUCAACUCUUGCUCUACGAUUGCAGUUAUGGCAGUAAAGAUCAACAAUGGUAUUAUAAUCGCCGACAUAAAUGGCUGGUUUACGGUGGGAAGCGACAUUUAUGCCUGGAAGCACGUCCCGAAUUCAAACAAGUUGUUGUCAAUAGAUGUCGCAAACACUAUGCAUUAAUGCAAUGGCAAUUCGCUCAUGUGAAUCACACGCUAUUGGAUGCAUAUUUCGAAACAUUGCCAUAAGGAGGAAAACAUCUCAAUUUUUUAUA